Molecule: messenger RNA, 9210 nt
Organism: Cavia porcellus (domestic guinea pig)
Lineage: Eukaryota; Metazoa; Chordata; Mammalia; Rodentia; Caviidae
Gene: Slit3
Product: slit guidance ligand 3
Exons: 36
Coding region: 5-5008 (1667 amino acids)
Biological process (GO): axon guidance
Molecular function (GO): heparin binding; calcium ion binding; Roundabout binding
Source: RefSeq, a predicted model, not a curated record
GUGAAUGGAGAGAGCGAGCGCCGGCCAGCUCACCCGGCCGCCCCUGCCCCAGGCGCCGCCGCUGUGCUCCGGAGCCCAGCCCCAAGCCGGACCUACCCGGGCGGCGCGCCCCGCUGCCCUCGACCCAGGUCCCCAACCCGGCCCGCAACCCGGGCGGCGGGCCAGCGGGACCAGGGGGCGCUCGGCACCUGGGCACUCUGAGCGAUGCGCAGCGGGGCAGCUCCAGCCCCGCCGAUGGAGCAGCUGCCUCCGCCGCCGCCGCCCGGCGCGCCCUGCUCCGCCCGCGCCCCGUGCGCCUGAGCGCCGAGCUCGCCCCUCCUCCGCGCCAACUCCGCCGCCCGUUCCCCAGGCCGCCCGCGCUCCCCGCGUGUCUCCCGGGCUCCACGCGCCUCGCCCCGCCGAGGCAGCCUCCUCCGGACGCGGGGCCCUGCACACCAUGGCCCCCGGGCGGACAGCGGCCGGCGCCGCCGUGCGCACUCGCCUGGCGCUGGCCUUGACGCUAGCGAGCGUCCUGAGCGGGCCCCCAGCCGCCGCCUGCCCCACCAAGUGUACCUGCUCCGCCGCCAGCGUGGACUGCCACGGGCUGGGCCUCCGAGCCGUUCCCCGGGGCAUCCCCCGCAACGCCGAGCGCCUUGACCUGGACAGAAAUAACAUCACCAGGAUCACCAAGAUGGACUUUGCUGGGCUCAAGAACCUCCGAGUCUUACAUCUGGAAGACAACCAGGUCAGCAUCAUUGAGAGAGGCGCCUUCCAGGAUCUGAAGCAGCUGGAGCGAUUGCGUCUGAACAAAAAUAAGCUCCAGGUCCUUCCAGAAUUGCUUUUCCAGAGCACACCGAAGCUUACCAGACUAGAUCUGAGCGAAAACCAGAUCCAGGGGAUCCCGAGGAAGGCAUUCCGUGGCAUCGCUGACGUGAAGAACCUGCAACUGGACAACAACCACAUCAGCUGCAUUGAAGAUGGAGCCUUCCGAGCGCUGCGCGAUCUGGAGAUCCUCACACUCAACAACAACAACAUUAGCCGCAUCCUGGUCACCAGCUUCAACCACAUGCCAAAGAUCCGGACUCUGCGCCUGCACUCCAACCACCUGUACUGUGACUGCCACCUGGCCUGGCUCUCAGAUUGGUUGCGACAGAGAAGGACGAUUGGCCAGUUCACACUCUGCAUGGCUCCCGUGCACCUAAGGGGCUUCAAUGUGGCGGAUGUACAGAAGAAAGAGUAUGUGUGUCCAGGUCCUCAUUCAGAGGCUCCGUCCUGCAAUGCCAACUCCCUCUCAUGCCCUUCCAGCUGCACUUGCAGUAAUAACAUCGUGGACUGUCGAGGAAAGGGCUUGACCGAAAUCCCUGCCAACUUGCCAGAGAGCAUCGUUGAAAUUCGCCUGGAACAGAACUCCAUCAAAUCCAUCCCUGCAGGAGCCUUCACCCAAUACAAGAAAUUGAAGCGAAUAGACAUCAGCAAGAAUCAGAUAUCGGACAUCGCUCCAGAUGCCUUCCAGGGCCUGAAGUCCCUCACAUCACUAGUUCUCUAUGGGAAUAAGAUCACCGAGAUUGCCAAGGGACUCUUUGACGGGCUGGUGUCCCUGCAGCUACUCCUCCUCAAUGCCAACAAGAUCAACUGCUUGCGAGUGAACACCUUCCAGGACCUGCAGAACCUCAACUUGCUCUCCUUGUAUGACAACAAGCUGCAGACCAUCAGCAAGGGGCUCUUUGCUCCUCUGCAGUCCAUCCAGACGCUCCACUUAGCCCAAAACCCGUUUGUAUGCGACUGCCACUUGAAGUGGCUGGCUGACUACCUCCAGGACAACCCCAUCGAGACAAGCGGGGCCCGCUGCAGCAGCCCACGCAGGCUUGCCAACAAGCGCAUCAGCCAGAUCAAGAGCAAGAAGUUCCGCUGCUCAGGCACCGAGGACUACCGCAGCAGGUUCAGCAGCGAGUGCUUCAUGGACCUCGUGUGCCCCGAGAAGUGCCGCUGCGAAGGCACCAUUGUGGACUGCUCUAACCAGAAGCUGGCCCGCAUCCCAAGCCACCUUCCGGAAUAUGUCACUGACCUGCGGCUGAAUGACAAUGACAUAUCUGUUCUGGAGGCCACCAGCAUCUUCAAGAAGUUGCCCAACCUGCGGAAAAUAAACCUGAGCAAUAAUAAGAUCAAGGAGGUGCGAGAGGGCGCCUUUGACGGGGCCGCCGGCGUGCAGGAGCUGAUGCUGACGGGGAACCAGCUGGAGACGGUGCACGGGCGCAUGUUCCGAGGCCUCAGCGGCCUCAAGACCCUGAUGCUGAGGAGUAACAUGAUCAGCUGUGUGAACAAUGACACCUUCGCUGGCCUGAGCUCCGUGAGGCUGCUUUCCCUCUACGACAAUCGGAUCACCACCAUCACACCCGGAGCCUUCACCACACUUGUCUCCCUGUCCACCAUAAACCUGCUAUCCAACCCCUUCAACUGCAACUGCCACCUGGCCUGGCUCGGCAAGUGGCUGCGCAAAAGGCGCAUCGUCAGCGGGAACCCCCGGUGCCAGAGGCCCUUCUUCUUGAAGGAGAUCCCCAUCCAGGACGUGGCCAGCCAGGACUUCACCUGUGACGGCAACGACGAGAGCAGCUGCCAGCUGAGCCCGCGCUGUCCGGAGCAGUGCACUUGCGUGGACACAGUGGUGCGAUGCAGCAACAAGGGCCUCCGUGCCCUCCCGAAAGGCAUGCCCAAGGACGUGACGGAGCUGUACCUGGAAGGAAACCACUUAACAGCUGUUCCCAGAGAGCUGUCAGCCCUCCGACACCUGACACUUAUUGACCUGAGCAACAACAGCAUUGGCAUGCUGACCAAUUACACCUUCAGCAAUAUGUCUCACCUCUCCACUCUGAUCCUGAGCUACAACCGGCUGCGGUGCAUCCCGAUCCACGCCUUCAACGGGCUGCAGUCUCUCCGAGUGCUCACCCUUCAUGGCAAUGACAUUUCCAGCGUUCCUGAAGGCUCCUUCAAUGACCUGACAUCUCUCUCCCACCUGGCGCUGGGAACCAACCCACUCCAUUGUGACUGCAAUCUGCGUUGGUUAUCAGAGUGGGUGAAGGCAGGGUACAAGGAGCCUGGCAUCGCCCGCUGCAGUGGCCCCGAGUCCAUGGCAGACAGACUCCUGCUCACCACUCCCACCCACCGGUUCCAGUGCAAAGGUCCUGUGGAUAUCAACAUCGUGGCCAAGUGCAAUGCUUGCCUCUCCGGUCCAUGCAAGAACAAUGGAACAUGCAUUCCAGAUCCCGUGGAGCAGUACCGCUGCACCUGCCCCUAUAGUUAUAAGGGCAAGGACUGCACCGUGCCCAUCAACACCUGCAUCCAGAACCCCUGUCAGCACGGAGGCACCUGCCACCUAAGUGAGAGCCACAAGGAUGGGUUCAGCUGCUCCUGCCCCCUGGGCUUUGAGGGGCAGCGAUGCGAAAUCAACCCAGAUGACUGCGAGGACAAUGACUGCGAGAACAAUGCCACCUGUGUAGACGGGAUCAACAACUAUGUGUGUGUGUGCCCGCCCAACUACACAGGCGAGCUGUGUGAUGAGGUGAUUGAUCACUGUGUGCCCGAGAUGAACCUCUGUCAACAUGAGGCCAAGUGCGUCUCCCUGGACAAAGGGUUCAGGUGUGAGUGUGUCCCUGGCUACAGUGGGAAGCUCUGCGAGAUCAACAAUGAUGACUGCAUGGCUCACAAGUGCCGCCAUGGGGCCCAAUGUGUGGACGCGGUCAACGGCUACACGUGCAUCUGCCCCCAAGGUUUCAGCGGGGUCUUCUGCGAGCACCCCCCGCCCAUGGUCCUGCUACAGACCAGCCCCUGUGACCAGUACGAGUGCCAGAAUGGGGCACAGUGCAUCAUAGUGCAGCAGGAGCCCACCUGCCGCUGCCCACCGGGCUUUGCUGGCCCCAGAUGCGAGAAGCUCAUCACUGUCAACUUCGUGGGCAAGGACUCCUAUGUGGAACUGGCCUCUGCCAAGGUCCGGCCGCAGGCCAACAUCUCCCUGCAGGUGGCCACUGACAAGGACAAUGGCAUCCUUCUUUACAAGGGAGACAAUGAUCCCCUGGCACUGGAGCUGUACCAGGGCCAUGUGCGGCUGGUCUACGACAGCUUGAGCUCCCCUCCAACCACGGUGUACAGUGUGGAGACAGUAAAUGAUGGACAAUUCCACAGCGUGGAGCUGGUGAUGCUUAACCAGACCUUGAACCUGGUGGUGGACAAAGGAGCACCAAAGAGCCUUGGGAAGCUCCAGAAGCAGCCAGCAGUAGGCAUCAACAGCCCUCUCUACCUUGGAGGCAUUCCCACCUCCACGGGCCUCUCAGCCUUGCGCCAGGGCGCCGACCGGCCUUUGGGUGGAUUCCAUGGCUGCAUCCAUGAAGUGCGCAUCAACAACGAGCUCCAGGACUUCAAGGCUCUCCCACCACAGUCGCUGGGGGUCUCUCCAGGCUGCAAGUCCUGCACCGUGUGCAAGCAUGGCCUGUGCCACUCAGUGGAGAAGGACAGCGUGGUAUGUGAGUGCCACCCGGGCUGGACUGGCCCACUGUGUGACCAGGAAGCCCGGGACCCCUGCCUCGGCCACAGCUGCAACCACGGGAGGUGUGUGGCAACCGGGAACUCAUACGUCUGCAAAUGUGCUGAGGGCUACGGAGGGGCUUUGUGCGACCGCAAGAAUGAUUCUGCCAGUGUGUGCUCAGCCUUCAAGUGCCACCAUGGACAGUGCCAGAUCUCAGAUCAAGGGGAACCCUCCUGCCUGUGCCAGCCUGGCUUUAGUGGGGAGCACUGUGAACAAGAGAAUCCGUGUCUGGGGGAGGUUGUCCGAGAAGCAAUUCACCGUCAGAAAGGUUACACGUCAUGUACCACAGCCUCCAAAGUGCCCAUAAUGGAAUGUCGCGGGGGCUGUGGGUCCCAGUGCUGCCAACCCAUCCGUAGCAAGCGACGGAAAUAUGUCUUCCAGUGCACAGAUGGCUCCUCAUUCGUGGAAGAGGUGGAGAGACACUUAGAGUGUGGAUGCAGCCCAUGUUCCUAAGCCCCUCUGCCCGCGGGCCCACCCACCGCCUCUCAGACUCCAGCUUGGUGGGGCUCGGGACAGCCACGGGGGCCCCUUAAAGAUUCAGAAUGAAGGAGAGGAAGAAAAAAAAAAAGAGAAGAGAAUAUUAAGUAUAUUGUAAAAUAAAAACAAAAAAUAGAACUUAUUUUUAUUAUGGAAAGUGACUAUUUUCAUCUUUUAUUAUAUAAAUAUAUCACACCGUCUGAGUAUAUGUACCAUAUAGUGAGUUAUUUUUACUGUUUUGUGAUGUGUAAUUUUUUGUUUUUAUAAACAGCUGUUUUAAAAUUUUAAGACAAAAAAAGACAAAUAAAAAAUGUUUUAAACAAAAGGAUAAAGAAUAAAGAAAUGAGAGCCUGUCUGAGGGAGGAGGAGGAAGUUUUUCAUGAUUGUGAGGCACUCACAUGACAGCAGAAACCAGGACCUGCUUACUGAGCUCAGGAAAAAGGAGGAAGAGGAAGACAGAGAAGGCAAACACUGUUCUUGGUUUCUUCUUUUUAACUCCUUUUUUUCUCUGACCCUAGAAGCACCCAGUUUUUAAAGGUUCUGGUUGUCUCUCUCCAUGAUGCCCAUUGCUUCCAGGAGAAGGCAACCCCAGCCUUCCCAAAUCUUACUGCAGCUCAAAACAAUUGCUUUCUGUCUGCCGUGGGCACGCUGCAAGGUCUGGGCCACCAGAAGACCCUCUUUCCCCUUCCUCGAAGGCCCUGGUUUCCAUUAGCAACCUGACCACCUAGAUCUUGCCAAACAAGCCUAUUAUACCAAAUGUUAAAAUAGCUGUGCUUUUGUCUGUAAAAAGAAGGUACUCUUGGGUGAGGUGAAGGAAGAGGGUUAGGGUCACACAGCUCCCUUGGCCCCUUCUUUCCCUCCAGUUAAUUUCGCAUUGGAGUGAACACCAGGAGAGCAGACAGUCUGAUUGAUGCUGGCGUGAAGGGCCAGGAGCCAAGCCUGCGUGCAGUACUGGGAUGGCCAACAGGACCUCCAGGCCACCAUCACAGUGACAAACUGCCCAUCUGCAAUGCUGUCCAGUGCAUAUCUGAACUCUACUCUCCUCCUGUCCCUGGGGAGAGUAAAGCAAUGAGCCCUGUUUCAUAGAUAAGGAAACCUAGGCUCUGUAACAUGCCAGAACCCAUCCAUCUGCUAUGUGGAGGACCCAAAACUGGAAUCCAGAUGCAAAACUCUAGAUUCUCCUCUAGAAUGGCUGAAUGCAGGAGAUUCAGGCAGGUUAAGCUCAUCAAUACAGCCCUAAGUAAAAGAGAAAGCAGAUACCUUCUCCUCAUUCUUUCCCUUUUUAUUCUCCCUUUUAUUCAGAAAAAUACUAAAUAGAACACGGACUUGGGUAUCUAGGAAACAUGAGUAAAGGCAGCCUGUCCAGCCUCUGACCAGUUCUUAAAUGACCUACCCUGUCCCUGUCACCCUACAUCUCUCCUCCACCUUCAUUUGCCCCCGGAACCCCAUCAGUUAGUGCAUGUCACCCCGGAGCUCAGCUCUUCCCACCACUGCCUGGCUCGCAUCAUCCAACCCUCCUCUGCUUUUAUCUCAGCAAGGACAGUUUGGAAUCUUUCAGCUCUGAGUGUCCCCAGAACAGCUUUGUUGCUCUGUGGGGACCAAUGGUGGGCCAAAGACUCAAGAGGGGAAAAAAGAAAGAUAGAGGAAUAGAAGGCAAGGUGAAGACAAGCAGGGAGGGAUUUGCUAGAGAAAUUUACUUUAAAAUAUGCAUGUGGAUAUGUAUCAUGUUCUGGGUUCUGUAUCUUAUUAUGGAUUUGUUUAGAGACUUCUUUAGCAUUAGCUACAUUAUAUCAGAUAUUCUAUUUACUAUAUAUAUUUAUAUACAUUCAAUUCUAAAAGUAAUCUUACGUUAAAAACAUUAUUGAUCCAUUUUACAGUUAAGCAGACUGAAACACAGAGAAGUUAAGGAAUUUAUCAAAGAGAAGAUGCUAAUAAAUUGCAGAGCUAGGAUUUGAACACAGGUUGUCAGGCUCUAGAACUUGCUCACUUAACCAUUAAAGUGCUCUGCUUCUUUUGAGAGAGAAACAUAUCCCUCCUUUAAGGAUCUUACAGUCUGAGGCAGGAACAGGGAUGAAAAUGUACAAUUACGUAUUCCCUGAUGGCAGUUUAAAGUGCUGUGUAGAGGAGGGAAUUUCCAAUCCUGGGUCUUGAAGGUUGAACAGCAGUUUGCCAGAACCAGGAAGGAAAGAUGAAUUUUCCCUGGAACAGCCUAAUAAACAGCAGUAAAACAUGAAAAGGUCUGACAUGUUUGCCAGCCAGAGGUCCUAGCAAGAAUACGAGAUGCACACUGGGAAACAGAAACAGGGUAGAUGUGAAGGCAGAGUUUAAACCACAAAGAGCUACACGUGCCAGGCCAGGCCAGGAAGAGUCAGAGUUUCAGCAGAGGAAAAGCAAGACAAGGUCUGACGGGAGACACAGCUAGUAGCACCCGAAGGAGCGUCUCUAGCACCCGAAAUGGCCUCAGCGCGGUAGGUGUUCACUCUGUGGCUAGAAAACACUGAUUUCAAGGUGAAUCCCAAGUCUUCUUGGCAGCUCAGCUUAGUCCCACAAAGGGAGAGCUGGGAUCUGGCUAACACCCCUCCCCUCACCCACGCACCCCCACCAGCCCUGGCAGGUCCACCCGAUCCUGAUUGACUACCAACACCCUUAGCCAGCCUCUCUCCACCCAGUGCAAAGUCCAGUCAGCUUCCUACUUUAAGAGCCUCACCCAGGGCCUCUGGUGUCCUGGGAGGACUUGCCAGGCUGGUGGCUUUCCCUCUACUUCCCCAAGGAUCUUAAAUCCUCCCUCUUCCACGCACCUUGUGGGCUUAUUCCUGAAUCCAGCUACAGUCCACCAAAACAGCAAAAAGUCCUGAUUCUAUCUUGGUGCAGCCUGCAGGGAGUAGAUUUGGGGCCUUCCCCUCAAUUUUGGAAGCAUUAACUUUAAGAAAUGUCAAAUGCAAAGAACAAUUUUUAAAACUCCUUCCCAAAAUGAAGUAUCUCUAACAAAGUUAAAAACUCACUAUGUCCUUGAAUAGUGAAAAUUCUCAGUACAGAAAACCCAUGGACAGGAAGGCAUCUGUUGGUUAAUUUGCACCCUAUAAAGUAUGGUUUAGUGUUUGUGUAGAUGCACAUGUGCCGAAAGGGGCUACUCAGCUCUUUCCCCUGAGCAGCACUAGGAAAGGAGAAAGUCACUUGAGAGCCCCUCAAGUACCUGAUGAAAUGAUGUAUUUAAAAGCUCUGUAAAAUAUAAACUAAAAACCUGAAAUGUAAGAUGUUGUUAUUAUUGUUGUUAUUGUUGCUAUGACUGACAUGCCAAAAGCCCUUUUAAAAGAUAACUUUGCCUUUUCAGUCUCAUUAAAAGGGAUCUGAUGCUUCAGAAAGAUGAAGACCUGACAAGGGGGAAGGAAGCAAACGGCACAGAUAGUAAGGCAGACCUCCCAAGGCCAGAGAAAGAAAGGCAAUAGCAACUGGGUGACCCUCAGGCAAUCAGAAAUGGCCAAGUCAGGAAUGCAGAGACAAAGCUAUCCCCAAACUGCACCCUGAGGCCAGGCAAUCACCCAUUUUCUCUGCUGGAAGCAGAAGGCCAAAGCAGCAAGUGACCUGAUCCUCAAAGACUGAUAGGAUCUCAGAUAUUACAGUUCAAGGAACCAUGAGUCACUUGAGACAGAAAAUGAAAAAGUGACUGUAUCACAGGCCAAAGUCAUGCAGUCAGCUAAUUAAUGUCAGAGGUGGAGAGACACCCAGGUGUCAACACAGGCAAAGCACUCCAGUUGCAUCAUAGUGGACAUGUGGGCAGACAGAAGCCUGGUAUAGAUCUUGCAACCCCAAAAAGCAUCCUCCAUCUUCUGCAGUUCGUAUCCCCAGUGCAGUCUCAGACAUCCCGGGAGCUGGAGGCACAGUCUGCCUUGGUGGUAUCUGCCUUGGUAGUUUCCACCAGGGAACAACUGGUCAAAGAUGCCAGCUGUCAGGACCAGGAAAGGCAGAACGGGGCAUUUGGCAAAGCUUAUUCUCUAACUCAACAAUAGAUUCAGUAGGAAAUUUUAAAGACUUCUUAAAGCAGUGUUAUAGUGCUCCUUUCCCAGAAUGGAAUAAUGUACAUUUGCAUUUUUUUCUCAACAGAUUGUCAUAUUCUGAUAUCAUUUAAAUAAAUGGGUGAGUCACGAAGGGGCUACACAAUGCUCUUGUGAAUACUGCAA